This is a messenger RNA of Trypanosoma theileri, 1002 nucleotides long. RefSeq names its product coatomer epsilon subunit. NCBI's taxonomy places the organism in Eukaryota, Euglenozoa, Kinetoplastea, Trypanosomatida, Trypanosomatidae. Bases 1 to 1002 code for a protein of 333 amino acids. The record is from RefSeq and is a predicted model, not a curated record. Gene Ontology annotation, cellular component: COPI vesicle coat. Gene Ontology annotation, molecular function: protein binding; structural molecule activity. Gene Ontology annotation, biological process: intra-Golgi vesicle-mediated transport; endoplasmic reticulum to Golgi vesicle-mediated transport; retrograde vesicle-mediated transport, Golgi to endoplasmic reticulum. The transcript has a single exon.
AUGGCAGAUCCCUUUUACGAUGUGCGCAAUGCCCUCACCGUAGGUAAUUAUCACCAAGCCGUCGCAGAAGCAAGUGGGGUGCGCACAACUCUUCGCAAGGCUGAAGACAUCGCAGAGUUUAACGCCGAACGCGAUGCCCUUCUCGCACUUGCGCAGAUUGGACUCGGUCAGUUCGAGACUGUGAUUGCCCAACUCGCCUCCGCCACUCACCCAACACUCAGAGCCGUACGCGCAUGGGCAGAGUUCUGCGCCGCCCUCGCAAACAGCGGCAAUCUUAACAAAAAUGCCAAUAAUGCGAAGUUGUAUGAAACGAAUCCCGCUCUGCAAGCGCCGCUGCAAAAAUUGACGGAAGCUGCAGAAAAUGUCGAUCCUGCACGUGUGACGGAGGCCGUACUCGCCGCCUGCGCACUCCUCGCCUCCGGUGAUCCCACAGCCGCACUCAAGUUGGCAAAGGGAUGGUUAAGUGAGUUGCCAACACCACAAGGUCCGGCUGCAAUGCGGCAGCACAUGGAACUGCGUGUUAUUGUUGUAGAAUCACUCCUGCGACUGCGACGUCCCGAGUUGGCACGUGCGGAAGUAAAAAGUAUGGAACAGUUGGAUGAUGAGUCUGUUCUAACUGUGCUUUACUCCGGUAUAGUGAGUCUCUACGAGGGAGUGAAAACACGUGAUGCCUAUGAUACCGCACUUCAGAGGUUUAAAGAAAUUUCAAUGCGUUGUGGACAAAGUGUGCUUGCACACAACCUUAUGGCCCUUGCGCAUAUGGGUCUUGGGGAUUUUGCCUCAGCUGAACGUAGUCUUCUCGAUGCGUUGGCUAUGAAAUCUGCAGAUGUUGAUACCACUGCAAAUUUAGCAGUUGUCUCAGCACAUCUUGGUAAGGCCGCAGAUCCUACAAAUCGCUAUAUUCAACAAGCUGCGGCUGUUGCUGGGACAUGGAGUCAGAGCUUUAACGCUAUGAGUGCUCGUCUGGAUGAGGCGAUUCUGCAGUUCUCUACGGCAGCGUAA